Molecule: messenger RNA, 1313 nt
Organism: Phodopus roborovskii (desert hamster)
Lineage: Eukaryota; Metazoa; Chordata; Mammalia; Rodentia; Cricetidae
Gene: Syf2
Product: SYF2 pre-mRNA splicing factor
Exons: 7
Coding region: 51-779 (242 amino acids)
Cellular component (GO): Prp19 complex; catalytic step 2 spliceosome; post-mRNA release spliceosomal complex
Source: RefSeq, a predicted model, not a curated record
AGCCGACGGAAGUACUCGGUGUUGUUGCCGGAAGUACAGGGAAGGCUGUAAUGGCGGCUGCGACCGAAGUUGAGGUGCCCGCGGAUGCCUCGGAAGACCGGCCUUCGGCGGCCGAGGAGCUGGCGGCGCAGAAGCGCGAGCAGAGACUGCGCAAGUUCCGCGAGCUGCACCUGAAGCGGAAUGAAGCUCGUAAGUUAAAUCACCAGGAAGUUGUGGAAGAAGACAAAAGACUUAAGUUGCCUGCAAACUGGGAAGCCAAGAAAGCACGUUUGGAGUGGGAGCUGCAGGAGGAAGAAAAGAAAAAGGAGUGUGCAGCAAGAGGGGAAGACUACGAGAAAGUGAAGCUGCUGGAGAUCAGUGCAGAAGAUGCUGAGAGAUGGGAGAGGAGGAAGAAGAGGAAGAACCCUGACUUGGGGUUUUCAGAUUAUGCUGCUGCCCAAUUACGCCAGUAUCACCGGCUGACCAAGCAGAUCAAACCUGACAUGGAAAGCUAUGAACGACAGAGAGAAAAGCAUGGAGAAGAUUUUUUCCCGACAUCCAACAGUCUUCUCCAUGGGACACAUGUGCCUUCCUCAGAGGAAAUUGACAGAAUGGUUUUAGAUCUGGAAAAGCAAAUUGAAAAGAGAGACAAAUAUAGCCGAAGACGUCCCUACAAUGAUGAUGCCGACAUUGACUACAUUAAUGAGAGGAAUGCCAAGUUUAACAAGAAAGCAGAGAGGUUCUACGGGAAGUACACAGCUGAGAUCAAGCAGAACCUGGAGAGAGGAACAGCUGUGUGAGCCCUCUAGCUUCGUGGAAGCUAGAAAAGGGAUGGGAGACUUCUGCUGGCAAAUUCAAACUUGGUGUGUGUCAUUAAAGAGAGCUCCCCCGGCUCCUGUGCCUCCCACCCGGCACUCUGAAAUAAAUGUCUUCUCAGCUUCAUUUCCACAUGUGUGUGUCCACAUUUUCGUGCUUGGAUGUAAGAUGUUUUUCUUGUAGUGACAUUGUUUUGUAAAAAUCUAAUUUGUAUAAAUCCUAAUUAUUAUUUUUCUAUGUAUUGUAAAUGUGCAUAACCAUGUAACCUUUGAAUGACUUGGGGCUUAGAUGGUUUGUGUGCACAGGUGCAGUCGAGGCUGGUUUGGGAGUUAUUAGGAAGUGAACAGAUGCUGUAGCUGGCCUAUGGGACUGGCCAGGUGAGGACUGAGAAACAGAGGCCUUAAGAUAGGCGCUCCUGGGGUUCUGGCACUGUCUGCUGCUGGGGCUGGGGCCAGAGGUCAUGACUGUUAGCCAUGCACAUUCCCUUUUUAAAGAACAAUAAAAUGCUUUGGAAUAGA